AUGGGCCUAUCCAUGGAUUCUACACCUAAUUUCUGCUCCUUCUGUGUACUUUCUGUAUUUAUCACACUCUUUCUUGUUUUUGAAGUUCCCUGUGUCCAGUCUGAGGAUUUACAAGAUGAUAAAUUGACAGCUUCUCUGCAUUAUUUUGAGGUUUUACAUUCCCAUGAUGUGAGACAUAGAACAAAACGUUAUGUUGACCCAGAAAAUACAAAUGAUUUUCAUCAAGUAUGGAUAACUGCAUUUGGAAAACAGUUCCAUUUGUCUAUGAAGAAAUCCAUGAUUUUAUCCCACGACUUUCAUACUACGUUAAUCCACAGAAAUGGAUCUAGUCAAAAUGUUCAUAGCAAUUCUUAUGAUUUCUACUCAGGAACACUACAUGGUGAGGAGGAUACACUAGCCAAUGUAUACUGGGAGGAUGGUGUACCAACAGCUAGUAUUGUCACUGCUGAUGAGGUCUAUUUUGUCGAGCCUGCCGGUAGAUAUGCAUCAGCUGCCCACAAUCACACAUUGAUAGUCUAUAGAAAGUCUGAUCUGAAAGUGGCACAGGAUCCCUGGGACGGGCUAACAGGUAAACUGAAGACUUCGUGCAAACACCAGAGAAAUACAUCCACAGCAGAUUUGCAACAGAAUCAAGAGGAGAAAGGUCAGAGUCGUCGGAAGCGAGCUGUUGAUUUUGGGAAUCGUAAAUACUGUCGGAUUAUUUUGGUAGCAGACCAUUAUUUUCAUAAGCAUAUAGGCCACAGUUCCAUUCUUGCCACUCAAAACUACAUGAUUGGUGUAUUGGACAGAGUCAAUACAAUAUAUAAAGCUACCAGGUGGCCAGAUGACUCCGGCGUUAGUGGACUUGGAUUUGAAAUUAGCAAGAUAAUCAUCCACAUUGAACCUUCAGAGGGAAAGCAUUACAACCAGGCUAACCGACAGACAAAUAUGGAAGAAACAUUAGAUGAUUUUAGUGCUGAGUUUUUCCUGAACAGUGCCUGUCUCGUCCAUUUGUUUACAUCCUCAUCCUUCCAGCAAGGCCUUGGUCUCGCCUAUGUUGCAUCGUGGAGAAGUGGUGAAUUUGGCGGCAUGUGUUCUCCUACAAAUUACGAUUAUAAGAUAGCAGGAAACACUGGUCUGACCAGUUUGAGGAACAGAGCAGGGAACACAGUGUUAACUCUACAGUCAACCAUCACCACUGCUCACGGACAUAACUGGGGAAGUGGGCAUGACAAUGCUGACAGUGCUGAGUGUAAAGAUUUCUAUAUCAUGUACCCUACAUCUCAGGAGGGCACUUACUCAAACAAUGUGAUUUUUUCACCCUGCAGUAGAAGAUCAGUGUACAAGGUAUUGGAAACUAAAGGCAUGGAAUGUUUGAAAGAGAAGAACCCUUACUUUGCCUAUUGUGGUAAUGGUCGAUUGGACAGUGGAGAGGAAUGUGACUCUGGUACAAGGUCAGACGCCUGUUGUACCGACAAGUGUCUCCUCACCUCAGGGUCAGACUGUAGUCCUUACAACAAGGCGUGUUGUUCUCAGUGUAAACUGGCCUCAGCUGGAACAGUAUGUCUACAGAAUGUGGAUGACAAUUUUGCCUGUAAGGGUGAUGCCCAGUGCGAUGGGUUCCGGUAUGAUUGUCCACCACCCAGCAAAAAGACGGACAAUACAUCUUGCCAUGAUGCUGGCAAAUGUAUAGAUGGAAAUUGUGUAGGAUUUUGUCAACUAAAAGGCAUGAUUCCUUGUGUGUGUUCACCAGAGAGUGGACUGGCAUGCUACAGAUGCUGUAGACAUAGCAGUGAUUCAAAAUGUAUCAGCUUCACAGAACUGUUGGACGAUGGUCGGACCUGUUACCAAGGAUACUGCCAAGCGGGUGUGUGCAUAAAAAGUCCAUCAAGAAUGAAUAAGUUCUGGAAUGCAUUGACAAGUGAUAUCAUAAGCUCAUUUGAUGUUUUUAUGAGGAACAACAUUGUGUUCUUCAUCACCCUUUUCUCUGCGAUCAUAUGGCUGCCGUCAGUGAUGAUAUUUGAACAUUUUGAAAACAAGAAACAUAAAAUGGACAACUUAUUGGUCAAGAGACAAGUCAACCAAAAAAUGAGGGAGAAGGUGGACAUUCUACCUGAAGAAAAUAUGUCUACAAUUCAGCACAUAGGUAGUCUCUCUGUAUCAGGACUACGAAGCUCCCAUCAUUAUAGAGACACCUCACGCAGAACAUCUAAUCAUAUCCCAGAACCACAGCAAGAGUAUGCGCGACAUUCCUCGACACUGCCCAAGUCAAGCAGCCAGCCACUAUAUACAGACUACCAGAGGGUGAGCACUCUUCCACAGAGUUGGAAACCAGGUGGAUAUGACCGUAAGGCACAGCGGAUCCAGCUAACAGUCAACAAUCUGUCUGAACUGCGACAGCAGACAACAAACGUCUCUCGACAAAACUACAGCCAUCUUCCAGUGACACAACCUCGAAAGUACCCUUCUAAUAUUGAACUGGGGCGAGAGAUGAAUACAUUGCCAUAUACUAUAAGAGAACCUGUAGAUAGGUCUUUAGGAUAUGAUACAGACUACUACAAUAACAAAGCUAGAACUUUACCUCUUCCUGUCAGAGGUAUGAGACAUGACACCCAACACAAGCCAAGUAAUAUUGAUAGAUAUACUUCAGCUACUAAUGAACCAAGCCAUACACAAUAUGGUGGCUAUCCUUCGGUAAACCAACAGCCAUUGACUUUUAUACCUAUGACUCUACGUACCUAUGAAACAAAUGGCAGCCAUGCUCAUAACUCUCGCAUCAUUCAAGAUGACAGGCAGCAUUUUGUUCCAAUAAGUCAUAGAUCUUCUGAUACAGACCAUGAAAGUACGCCUAGAAAUGCACCUCAUUCUUAUUACUACCAUGAAAACCCUUACGAAGAUGCUGCUGAUGUAAGUCGCACUCCGAGAGGAUAUGAUAGUCGAGGAGACCCCAUCAGUUAUGAGCGAUUGCCUAGUAACUAUGGACCUAUGAUGGGUAAUUCUCCCAGGCAACCACCCAGCAAUGAACACCUCCCUGGUAACCAGGGCAACUAUUACAAUGAUAACAGGCAUAUGAACCUGGGAUACGAUGGAGAUUCAAUGACAGAGACGAUGAUUUAGGACAAAUAAAAAAAUGUACUGACUGUAUUUAUAUUGUAAUAAG
Ylistrum balloti is the source of this 3139-nucleotide messenger RNA. Its product is annotated as ADAM 17-like protease. NCBI's taxonomy places the organism in Eukaryota, Metazoa, Mollusca, Bivalvia, Pectinida, Pectinidae. The transcript has 23 exons. Bases 1 to 3096 code for a protein of 1031 amino acids. Gene Ontology annotation, biological process: membrane protein ectodomain proteolysis; Notch signaling pathway. The record is from RefSeq and is a predicted model, not a curated record. Gene Ontology annotation, cellular component: plasma membrane. Gene Ontology annotation, molecular function: metalloendopeptidase activity.